Messenger RNA from Macrosteles quadrilineatus (aster leafhopper), 2245 nucleotides. RefSeq names its product selenoprotein M-like. The transcript is spliced from 4 exons. Gene Ontology annotation, cellular component: endoplasmic reticulum lumen. NCBI's taxonomy places the organism in Eukaryota, Metazoa, Arthropoda, Insecta, Hemiptera, Cicadellidae. Bases 408 to 809 code for a protein of 133 amino acids. The record is from RefSeq and is a predicted model, not a curated record. Gene Ontology annotation, molecular function: oxidoreductase activity.
CAAAUAUCAACAGAUCAUCAUUGUAGGAUAAGGAUCAGGUGUUUUCGUUUUGUGCCUAGCCUAUUUGUAUUAGCUGUCAUAAAAUUGCUUAGGCCUAUUGCUAGUAUUGCUAGCUAAAGCUAAUGCACAAGUCAAUAUUAUAAUUAUUAUUUUUGUGUAUUACUGUUGAAAGUACGUAGAUUGUUCAGAGAUUAUUGCCGGGGCCUUUCAACAGGCACUUUUAUCAAAUACUUUUUAGGACUAACCAUUAUUUUUUUCAAAUUGAAUUUCAAUUUCAAUUUUCAAGUGAAAGUUACCUACUUAGGCAGUCUUCAAAAACCUCCUAGAAUUGAACAUUAGGCUACUCAUUUCCCCGGGAGCUUAUUUACUUGAUAAUAAGCCUAGUAUUGCAUUGAAUCACUUAAGUAAUGAUUAAAAGUAUAAAAUAUUUAUUUCCCUGUGUUUUAAUCCUUAUUUUAUUAGGAAAUGUUCAAAGUGGAGAAAACAUAGAACCAAAUCUUGAGGAUGUUGCUAGAGGAGAAGUUCAAAGUUGUAGAGGCUGCUCUCUAAACAGACUACCUGAUGUGAAAACCUUCAUCUAUGGUGAUUUGCCCAAAUAUUCUGGAGUAGAGUUUCAUCCAAUACCUGGAGCUGUUCCACACCUGGUCUUGUUUGAUAAGUCUGAUAAGGAGCUGUACAGAACCGACCUGUCCCACUUGUCUCGGCAGGGAUGUAACGAUUUGGUAAAAAAGUAUUUCAAACUCAAGGAUGAGGAAGAAGACCAAAUAGAAAUUCCAGCUGUCGUAAAAGAAGUCAAAGAAGAGCUGUAACCCUGUAAUGUACUGUCUAGUCCAAACUUAUAAGGUAUGAAAAAUACACUAAGAAAAGAAAACAAAGUUUCAGAGUGGGCUCUCAUACUGGCGUAAAACUGACUUAGUAAAAUUAAGUCUAGUUCUUGUGGAAUUUUGUUCAAAGUGUUUUGAGAUUUUUAAUACCUUUUCUUAAAAGUGCAAUACAUCUUAUUGCAACUCCUGUGCAAGAGUCCUUUACUACAAAUAAUCUAAUGAUAAACACACAGUAUAGCACAAAGUAAUUUGUAUAGUUGAUUAAGGCUUUUGUUUAGUCUAACAUGAAUGUGAUUAAAACACCCAACAUCAAUCCUUAAAAAUUGGUGGUAGGUUUUGCCUAAUGUGCCGUUCAAAGUCAAGUUCAAAGUACCUGUUCAUAAGUAUAGUGAUAACUAAUCAUUCCACUUAUUUACGUAUACGUUUUAAAAGUAAUGUACGUUUAAUAACAUCUAGGUAUGUAACAAGUCUGAUUAAAUAAUCCAAUUAUUUCUAAGCUAAUUAUAAUACAUUUAAAAAAUGUAAAUGUGUAAAUGUAAAAAUGUCUCAUGUGCAAUAGCAUAGACUAAGCAACACAAGGGAGUAUGUUUUUUCUAUGGCAAUAGUCUAAUAACAAAACACUUUUCUUUAGCAAUUAGUUUAUUGUUUGAAAGAAAUAUGUAUUUAGUUUACACUUGAAUUUGUUUGAAUACGGGUGUGUGCAAUACAGACGCAGAGUGGAACUUUGUCAAAUAUUUUUAUUAAUUAAAUUGUCAUUGUGUUGGUAAUACAAGAAACUAAUUUGGUUCAGUUUCCUAUUGAAGAUGUUAUAUAAUACACUUACAAUGUACCAUAACAAGUUAAGAAAAUCAUAAUACAAUUAAAAUUGUAUGCACAAAUUGUUGUAUUUUAUAUACUAAGUUAAUGAACCUUGAACUUUCUCAUUGGCUUUAUUUUUUUCUUUAACUUAAAUAAAUAAAUAACUUUUUGAUCAGUAUCGAACGUGUUACUAAAUUACCUGAAAAUAGAAAAAAAAUAUGUCAAAUAACACUUGUGAUAAUACAUUUACACUUGUACUUUUUACUCACAAGACAGUAAAUACAUAUAAAAGAUGGUAAGUGGUGAUCGAUUUUGAUUGGACACUCCAAUCAUCAUCAGACCCAAUAGGCAAAUUAGUAUAGGGGUUUUGUUUUCUUUCGGACCAAAAACAUCAUUUGUUUAUGUUUAUGAUCCAUACCGGUAUUUUUCUAGUACUCGUGGUAUUUACCGUAUUGUGAGUAAACAGUAUAAGUGUAAAUAUAUUAUCACAAGUGUUAUUUGAUGUAUUUUUUGUAUUUACAGGCUAACUCAGGCUAAACAAAUUAUUCCUAAUGAAAGACUUUGACUCUAUGUUAAAAGCAAUGUGUACUAGCCUACUUGAUUUUGUAAUUAUACAAUCAAAC